ACACAAAAAGUAAAAUUCACUGUACAGUAUCAGCCACCAGUUUUUUCUUGGUGGGCUUUGAGAACUCUACCAUGAAGACUUAUCCAGAACUUGGCAGAUGCAUGGAAUAAAAACUGGGAUUGGAUUUUGUAAUUCUGAGAUGGGUCUUGCUUGGUUGUGUAAAAUACGCUCUCCCCAAAUCGGAUUUUUAGUUGGUUUUCCUCAUUAAGCUUCAUAGGCGAUUUGGGUCGAUUUGCAAUUGCCAGUUUUUGGGUUUGGAUGAGUUGUGGGAGUGAGAGUCUACUCUGAAUGUGUCUUUCAGAAAUGGAUUCAGAUGAAUGAAGGGUUGAGGAUUGUACAUAGUUCUCUAUAUGCUGGUCAGAUUAGGCUUCCUGGUUGCUGCUUCAGUCGCUGCCUAUUCGGUUAAGCAACUCAACUGCCCAAGGCCGACUUCCGUAAAACCUUCAGAAAAUGGUGAGGAAGGCCUUGAGCAACAUCAAAAUGGAGGAGGACAGAACCAGCAGUUUACUGACAAUGGUAUUGUGGAAAAGGAGCAUGUGGAAGAGGAAGAGGAGGAAGAAGAGGUUAAAAGAAUCAGCAGCCUAAUUAGCCCUGCUUUGAGCAAUCCCGCUCUUGUGGACGGCGACGAUGAGAUCUUACCGGAAUUUGAAGAACUUCUAUCGGAAGCAAUAGAGUUUCCACUACCCAAUGACAAAUUCGAUCUGAAAAGUUAUUCCCAGGCCAAAGAAGACAACAUUGUAUAUGAAAUUGAGAUGGCAAGCAAUGCGAGCGAACUACAACGGUUGCGGAACCUGGUAAAGGAAUUGGAAGAGAGAGAGGUGAAGCUUGAAGGCGAAUUGCUCGAAUUCUACGGUCUAAAAGAGCAGGAAUCAGAUAUUGACGAGUUACAGCGGCAGCUGAAGAUUAAAAUGGUGGAAAUCAACUUGUUGAAUAUCACCAUCAAUUCGUUACAAGCUGAAAGGAAGAAGCUCCAGGAAGAGAUUGCACAAGGUAUGUCGGCGAGGAAGGAGCUGGAUGUUGCCAGAAAUAAGAUUAAAGAACUUCAGAGGCAGAUUCAGCUUGAUGGGAACCAGACUAGAGGGCAGUUACUGAUGCUAAAACAACAAGUCACGAGCCUUCAGGUGAGGGAAGAGGAGGCUUUGAAGAGAGAUGUUGAACUUGAGAAGAAGCUGAAAUCCGUGAAGGAAUUGGAGGUGGAAGUCGUGGAGCUGAGGAGGCGGAACAAGGAGCUGCAGCAUGAGAAAAGGGAGCUGACUGUGAAAUUGGAUGCAGCUGAAGCUAGAGCAACUGCCCUCUCCAACAUGACUGAGACUGAAAUGGUCGCCAAGGCAAGAGAGGAGGUCAGUAGUUUGAGGCAUGUGAAUGAUGACCUUUCCAAGCAAGUGGAAGGAUUACAGAUGAACAGAUUCAGUGAAGUCGAAGAACUGGUGUAUUUGCGUUGGGUCAAUGCAUGCUUGAGGUACGAACUCCGGAAUAACCAGACACCGGCCGGUAAGACCUCCGCACGUGAUCUCAGCAAGAACUUGAGCCCAAGAUCUCAAGAGAAAGCCAAACGCCUGAUGUUAGAGUAUGCCGGAUCCGAACGUGGGCAGGGGGACACUGAUCUCGACAGUGUGUCCUCUCACCCAUCUUCACCUGGGAGCGAUGACUUUGAUAAUACUUCCAUAGACAGUUCCUCCAGUAGGUAUAGUAAUAUGAGUAAGAAGCCGAGUUUAAUUCAGAAGCUGAAGAGGUGGGGCAAAAGCAGGGAUGAUUCUACAGUAUCAUCACCAAGCAGGUCUUUUGGAGGAGGUUCCCCAAUCAGGGCUAAUAAUAAUAACAGAUCGUCUAUGUCGAGGGGCCCAUCUAUAUCAAGGGGUCCACUGGAAGCAUUGAUGCUAAGAAAUGCAGGCGAUGGUGUGGCCAUAACGACGUUUGGGAAGAAAGAGGACCCAACUGAAUCUCCUGACCUGCCGAAUCUCCCGCGUAUAAGAACGCGGGUUUCUUCGAGUGAUUCGCUGGACACAGUGGCAUCAUCAUUCCAACUGAUGUCCAAAUCCGUCGAGGGGGUGUUGGAUGACAAGUAUCCCGCAUACAAGGACCGGCACAAAUUGGCGUUGGAGAGGGAGAAGGCAAUCAAAGAGAAGGCAGAGCAAGCAAGAGUAGAGAGGUUUGGCGAUGGUUCCAACCUAAAUUAUUCAAAUUCAAAAUUGAACUCUGAGUCGAGAGCUAUAGCAGAAAGAGAGAAACCCGUUAUAUUACCGCAGAAACUUGCUCAAGUCAAGGAGAAGGUUGUUGUUAGCAAUUCGCUUUCUAGUGAUUCGAGCGAACAGCCCAAUGACAAUAAGAGCGAUACCCCAAUUGUGAGCAAGAUGAAACUCACACACAUCGAGAAGAGGGCUCCAAGGGUGCCUCGGCCACCUCCUAAGCCAUUGGGUGUCAGUGCUGGCAAUGCUGCAACCACUGCCAAUCCUUCAAGUGGGAUACCACCCCCACCUCCACGGCCUCCAUUACCACCAGGUGUGCCCCCACCCCCACCUCAGCCCGGCCUUCCUGGUGGGCCACCUCGUCCACCACCCCCACCAGGAAGUCUACUAAAAGGGCCAGGUGCUGGCGAAAAAGUUCACAGGGCUCCUGAACUGGUUGAAUUCUAUCAGUCUUUGAUGAAGCGCGAAGCAAAGAAGGAAACCCCAUCCUUGACUUCGGCGACAUCGAAUGCAGCAGAUGCUCGGAGCAACAUGAUCGGCGAGAUUGCAAACCGAUCAACAUUCCUCCUAGCUGUGAAAGCUGAUGUGGAGACGCAAGGCGAUUUUGUGCAAUCCUUAGCCACUGAAGUCCGGGCAGCUUCUUUCACUAACGUAGAAGAUCUAGUGUCAUUUGUUAACUGGCUGGAUGAGGAACUUUCCUUCCUGGUUGACGAGCGUGCAGUCCUUAAACAUUUCGAUUGGCCUGAGGGAAAAGCCGAUGCGUUGAGGGAGGCAGCUUUCGAAUACCAAGACCUUAUGAAGUUAGAGAAAAAAGUCUCAUCUUUCGUUGACGAUCCGAAGCUCUCUUGCGAACCUGCUCUAAAGAAGAUGUAUUCAUUGCUUGAAAAAGUGGAACAAAGUGUUUAUGCACUCCUUCGAACCCGAGAUAUGGCUAUUUCACGGUACCGGGAGUUUGGAAUUCCAGUUGAUUGGUUGAUGGACUCUGGUGUUGUGGGAAAGAUCAAGCUCUCAUCUGUCCAGUUGGCGAGGAAAUACAUGAAGAGGGUGGCAUCAGAGCUUGAUGCUUUGAGCGGACCCGAGAAGGAGCCAAACAGGGAGUUUUUGGUUCUGCAAGGCGUCCGCUUCGCCUUCCGCGUGCAUCAGUUUGCAGGAGGAUUCGACGCAGAGAGCAUGCACGCUUUCGAAGAGUUAAGAAGCCGUGUCCAAUCGACUCAAACAGGUGAAUCCGAGAAGCCCCAAGCAUGAGUGGUUUCGCCUUCAUCUUCUCGUAUUUUUAUUGAAUUUUUGUUGUAUAUUUGCAUAUCUCCAUGAAAAUUUUCAAAUGUAUUUGAUUUUGAAUCUGUGUAGUGAUCAUCAGUUCACUUAAAUGAGAAAUACAGUGUUUAUACUGGGAAA
Messenger RNA from Magnolia sinica, 3581 nucleotides. RefSeq names its product protein CHUP1, chloroplastic-like. Lineage: Eukaryota; Viridiplantae; Streptophyta; Magnoliopsida; Magnoliales; Magnoliaceae. The record is from RefSeq and is a predicted model, not a curated record. The transcript is spliced from 9 exons. Gene Ontology annotation, cellular component: chloroplast outer membrane. Gene Ontology annotation, biological process: chloroplast organization. Bases 351 to 3431 code for a protein of 1026 amino acids.